GAAUGCGUAGCGGUAGUGACAGUCGUGACAGUGUCGUUGCGUUACGGUUGGUUACGGUUUACGGUGUUGAGUAAUUGUAAAUAUGUUAUUAUCCAAGGUUACACCUUCUACACGGCUACGAAAAUGAACUCGUAACGCUGUAGCCAGUUUAUUUAAUUAUAUAUAUAAACGAUGUCAAUAGCCAGCUGUCAAUUCUGAUAAUUUCGUUGUACCAUGAUGGGAAUAUUGUACGAGAAACGGCCACUGAAACGGCCUAGACUAGGGCCGCCUGACGUCUAUCCUCAAGAACCGAAGCAGAAAGAAGACGAGCUCACUUCUAUAAACGUUAAACAUGGAUUCUCAACGAUGCUUCAGCUUUCCGAUGAAUUUGGGACUGCAAGACAUUGUAAUGUCACUGCUGCCAAAGUGGGAGCAUACUUCAAUGCAAUUCUUGCGAAGAAGGAGGAGCUUUCUACUAUGCCAGAUACAGGUAGAAAAAGGCAACAGAUCAACCCAAAGGAUAAUUUUUGGCCUGUAACUGCAAGAACAAAGAAUGGCAUUGAAGCAUGGUUCAAAGAUCUUUCUGGUUGCAAGCCGCUAAUAGCACUUGCAAAAAGAGCUCCAAACUUCAAUAAGAAAGAGGAGAUAUUUAUGAUGCUAUGUGAAUAUCAAGUACCCAUGCUAAGGGCAGCAUGGUUCAUUAAACUUAGUUCUGCUUAUACUGUAGCUGUUUCAGAGGCCAAAAUAAAAAAAAGACAAUUACCUGAUCCAACAACAGAAUGGACAGGAACACUCAUUAAAUUUUUAAAAGAUCAACUUUCAAAGCUACAGGAAUAUUAUUAUUUAAAUAAUCAUGGAACAAACAGUACUAGUAAUAAUGGUAUUACAAAUAACUCCUGUAAUGGUAAUGGUUCUGGAAGUAGUAAUAAUAAUAGUAGCAGUAACAAUACUGUCAACAGUACUACUAAUAGUAACAAUGGAGUCACUACUAACCAGCCAGCCACACCAAAUUCCAAUAAUCAAACGAUGUCUGGAAGUACUAUGAAUGAGGAGCAUAAAUUAGCAUUGAAACAGUGGCAUUAUUGUGUGCAAUUGGCAAAGUAUAUGUUUGAGGAAGGUUUAUUAGAUAGGCAGGAAUUGCUGCAAUGGAUUUUAGAAUUAUUAGACAAAAUUAAGUCAUCUCCUUCGGAGGAUGGUAUUUUAAAACUGUUGUUGCCAUUGGCGUUGCAAUACUUGGAAGAAUUCGUGCAGUCCGAAUUAUUAGCUAGACGCUUGGCAUAUCUAUGCUGUCGUAAAUUGGCACACAUGUGUAGUAACGUAGAGGCCAAUGGCAAUCCCCAAAGUCCGUCCAUAAACAAAAGCGAUGUUAAUGGUGGAAAAGACACUGCCACAGCUAGUCAAACGCCAAAUCCAUUAACGGCUGCUUUUAAUGACUACUUGUCGUGUCCACAUCACAGAGAUGUGAUAUAUAGCUUAUCGACAAUUAUACAGGUAAUCACAUUAGAGUGUCCAACAGCAUUGGUAUGGAACAGCGUCGGCGAAGGGAAGGCGCCGUCUGUGUUAAAUGGUUCUCCUUUGGACUAUUUAUCUUGUCCUCCGACAGCUUUACCCUGUCCACCAGCGAGUGCAACCAAUCCAACGUUAAAGCAACUGAAAAUUGCCCAAGAAAAUAUACAAGCAAGGUCUCAAGCUGCAGAAGGCAAAUGGUCAUGCGAUAAGUGGCAGCAAAGUAGUGCUGGGAUAACAACGACUAAAGUGCUGGCUGCUUUAGAUGCUCUGGAUAGGCAUAGCUUUGAUAGUAUGGAUUCUAGCAACUCCUUAGACACGCUGUAUGUUAAGAUAUUCACGUCACCGCCGAAAGAUAGCACUAAUGAACGGGAUACGAAAACGGAAUACAAUCCACAACAAGACUCUGCCGUGGUUGAAAUCUUAUGCGAAUGGGCUGUUAGUGCCGAACGAUGGGGAGAGCAUAGAGCAAUGGCGGUGGCAAAACUGCUUGAAAAACGGCAGAGUGAAGUAACCGGUGAAUCGAAUGAUAACGAUGAUAAAGACAGUGUUUGUAGUAACGGGAAUCCACCUGUACUUCCAAUUUUUCAACCGUUGCUUAUGAAGUUUUUGGACAUGGACGCCCCGGUAUUAGAUAAUACAUCAGCUCAAUCAAAAGUUCAGUUCACGAAUUUGGUUCACUUAUUUUCAGAAUUAAUUAGACACGAUGUGUUUUCACACGAUGCAUACAUGUGCACGCUCAUCUCUAGAGGAGAUCUUAUACAAGGUCCCGCAGCCAGUAAGCCAGGAACUCCAAGUAAUCGAGAACCAAUUGACGAAGACAGCUUGUUUCCGGGAAUAGAUUUAAAGCCGGCGAAGUUAGAAGUACCAGAUCAUGGAAGAACAAUGGAUUACGAUGAUAGUAAGAUCGAUGAUGACUUGGACAAGCUAUUGCAACACAUUAAAGAAGAUCAACAGAACAGUAUGGAUGCUCCUGAUAGUCCUAAAGAGGAUGCGCUGGCUGGGCAUAGCACACAGGAAGGACUGGACUCAAAAAUGCCAUCCAGUCAUAGUAGACAUUUGUUAUAUACGACACACUUUCCAUUACCACAGGACGAAACGUGCAGCCAACACGACUGUAAUCAGCGACACGUACUACUUUACGGAGUAGGCCGUGUUAGGGACGAAGCUAGGCACGUUGUCAAAAAGAUGACGAAGGAAGUGUGCAAAUUGUUCGGCAAGAAGUUCAGCAUCGACGUCGCGGAAGGUGGAAAAGUGAAGAAACAUUCCCGUAGCGAAUUCAACUUCGAAGCGAUCACCUUGAAGUUCCAAAAUUUGAGUUACUUCGAUCAGCACGUAGUGACGUGGCAGUGCGCGACUCAAGUGAUUGAAAUGUUGAACACGUUCGCACUGGCUGGGUCGUCUUAUUUGCCGGUUCAGGAGCACGUAGCCUUCCUUUUCGACCUAAUGGAGCUAGCUCUGAAUAUUUACGGUUUGAUAGAUGUUUGUAUUCAAAUUCUGAAAGAGCUCCCAGAGGUGGAAACACAAUUAACCGUUCGAAAUAGUCAACUCGUUAGAAGUUACACCACCAGUCUGAGUCUGUAUGUUGUAGGCGUAUUAAGAAGAUAUCAUUGUUGUUUAUUAUUGUCACCGGAACAAACAACGGCUGUAUUUGAUUUACUGUGCAAAAUUGUAAAGCAUGUGUCUAAUCCUAGCGAUUGUAGCUCGGCUGAACGAUGCGUAUUAGCACAUCUUUACGAUUUGUAUUCGUCUUGUUCGUUAUUAAAGACCAAACCACACGGCGUAGAAGCGUUUAGUAACGCCUACCCCAAGAUCCGAACAGCUCUUUACAGCACGUUGCAACCGACCACAUCGAGCCACGUGUACAAUUCGCAGUUCAUGGUGGACGUUUUUACUAGCCCGAAGCGUGGCGGGAAGAUCGAGCCGCAAUGGGCCAGACAAUUGAACGAAACACCAGCGAAUCGUUACAGUUUCGUUUGCAACGCUAUCGUCGCGGUUUGCAGCGAAACAGACAAUGACAAACUGAACGAUAUCGCGAUAACUUGCGCGGAAUUAACAGCUUGCUGUAACGCGCUUAAUGCCGAAUGGCUUGGAGUCCUCAUGGCGCUCUGCUGUUCAUCUAAUAGCUCUGCCUUUUACAUUGAUGUUCUGAAUCAGGUUGAUGUGCAAGACUUGAGCAUACACAAUUCGCUUGCUGUAUUCACCUCGAUCUUAAUCGCGAGACACUGCUUUUCCCUAGAGGACUUCGUUGUGCACAUAGCACUGCCAUCCUUAGUUAAAGCUUGCAACGAGGGCCGCGGGGACGCGGACAUGGAAGCUGAAGCCGGAGCACGAUUAACGUGUCACUUGCUUUUGCGACUUUUCAAAACGGUCGAGUGUCCCCAGCCAGCUCUGUACUCUGUGAGCACCAGCCCUCAUCCGUUACCUAACGGGAAUUCCAGAGGUUACAGUAUAAAAUUAAGUUGCGAUCGACACUUGCUAGCAGCUGCUCACAACAAUAUUAGGGUUGGCCCAGUUUUGGCAGUACUUAAAGCGAUACUUGUUGUCGCUGAUGCAACAGCUGGCAAACAACCACCAAAGAAACCAGACGUGCCAAUGAACCAUUCGAGUAAAACAGGUGGGCCAGCCAGUGUCGUGGUUGGUGUUGGUGUUAGUACAGGUGGACCAAGUGAACUGUCUAUCAGUCAUAUCCUAGGUACCAGCGAUAUUCUAGGCGGCGGUGAUGAUUUGGGAUUGGAUUUGGCCAUGUCAUCGUCUAGUAGUAGCGCUGGUAUGACCACGGAAAACGUCAAAGGACUGUCCGAUUUCGCCCAGCACGUGCUGAGGCAAAUCUGUAGCCAGGAAUGGGUUUUGGAAAGAUGUCUACAGAAUCCAGAGGAGCUUUGCCAUCCUGACAUGUUGCUCGACAAUAUGUUGACUCCUCGUCAGGCUCAACGAUUGCUCCACAUGAUUUGUUACCCAGACAUUUCCACUGAUGCGUUUAUCGAUCAGAAGACUCAUAUCACAAAUAUCCUGGAAAAUCUGGAACAGUGGAGCCUGAGGAUGUCCUGGCUCGAUCUGCAGCUCAUGUACAAGCAAUUUCCUCCGGGAUCUAGCGAUCUGUCGCAGUGGUUGGAUACGGUCGCUAAAGCUGCGAUUGACGUAUUUCAAUUGAACACCGUAUCUAAUAAACCGGACAAACGAUCUGGAUCUAUAUGGCUGGUCGCGCCGCUAGUUUCGAAAUUGCCGAGUGCUGUGCAAGGCAGAGUUCUGAAAGUGGCGGGUCAGGUAUUGGAAUCCGGUAACUGGUCGAAAACAACAGCCGGCCGUGAAAGGGGUAGAUCAAAGUCACCGUCUCUGUUCAAUCAUCAGCCGUUUCUUUCAUUGGUCCUCACUUGUCUCAAGGGUCAAGACGAUCAAAGAGAAGGUUUGUUAAUGUCAUUGCACUCGCAGCUCUCGCAGUUCUUGAAUAUCAGCAAAGAAGAGAAGAACUUCGCUACCGAAGAUCCAAAAACGAGGGAGGUGUUGCAGGAUGCGCUACAGUUAAGAUUCAGUCUCGUCGGAGGCGUUUUCGAUACUAUCCAAAGAAAUACCACUGCUACCACAGACUGGGCUAUCCUCUUGGUACAACUGGUCAGCUACGGUGUUAUAGAUCUAAACAAUAAUUCUGAAUUAUUUACAACCGUCAUAGACAUGCUGGCAACUCUGAUACAUUCUACUCUUGUCUCUGAUUCACAAUCCGAGAAAGAUGAAAAUAAGAAACAUUACCAAAAUCUAAUGAAGAAAUUGAAGAAGGAACUGGGCGAUCGAAAUUCUCCAAGUAUUCGAUAUGUUAGACAAUUGUUACCGCUACCAAAACUGACGAUGGAAGUUAUAACCUGCGAACCAGUUGGAUGUUUAACAGACACGAAGGGCAAUAAAAUAGCUGGUUUCGAUAGCAUCGAUAAGAAACAGGGUUUACAAGUAUGUGAUUCGCAAAGAGUAUCUGCAUGGGAAGUGCUAGAAGGACACAAGAAUCCAGCACCUAUAUCCUGGGCUUGGUUCAGAGCAGUCAGACUAGAACGGAAACCUCUGACAUAUCAGAAUGCUCAUAAGCUUUUACGAUACCACACCCAUAGUCAAAUCAGAACACCUAGUCACUACUUGGAUGCGCCACCAUUGCCUCCGGAAGAUCUGGAACCAGAUAAGAAGGAAUCUGAGCCUGGGAAAGCUGACACUCCGAUGAGUAUCGAUUCCCCUGGAAGAGUAGCAGGUAGCGUUGGUAGUAGCGGAAUCGGCAGUGCUGUAGCCAAUGGUAAAGGAAAAGCUAUGAAAACCAGAAGACACAGAAGAAAUAAAGCAGCUACUCCCACCACACCAGUGACACAGCAAAUUCAGCAAGCACCAAACCAACUACAACAAAUGGCCUUCGGAAAUCAACAAGUACCUGUCAAUCAACAACCUGGAAUGUUUACCGGUCAACCACCGCAGCACCAGCAGCAGUGGUACGCGAAUCAGCAAACUCACACACCAGCUCAGCAAUAUGGAUAUGGACAACAAUUGCCGCCAACCCCAGUUGGACCAAGAUACGAUAGACCGGGAAUGAAUAAUCAGUCUAAACAGGCGCUUUCUCACAUGUUGCGUUUACGACUGCCAUCGAAUCAAUUGAUGAGCUCUCAGCAGCAACCAAAUACUACCCCCGUCGGUGGUCCAGGAGCAUUCCAAGGAAUGCAGAGGCAGCAGUUCAUUAGACAGCAACUGAGAGCUCAACACGGGGCUCCGAACAUGAAUCCACAACAAGGAAUGUUUCCUUCGCAACAGCAGCAACAACAGCAGCCACAGCAACAAGGAAUUUAUACUGGGAUGCAACAAGGUAUGAAUCAAAACUAUGCAGGAUAUGGAGGACAACAGAUGAUACCGCAACAACAACCGCAGCAGCAGCAGCAGCAAGCACCUCAGCAGGCGCAACAACAACAACAGCUGCUACAACAGCAACAGCAGCAGCAAGGUUUAAUGAACCAGCAGCAGAACAUGAUGUUCCCUAAUCAACAGCAGAUGAUGGGACCUCAACGAGGACAGGAAUAUAUGCCGCAACAACGUAUGCAACCUGGAGCUGCUAGGCCGCCUUAUCUUCAGGCUCCAAAUGUUACAAUGAAUACGAUGGGUCCAAUGGGAGGUGGAGUCCAAAAUCAACCAGCUCCACCAUAUAGACAAAGUAGUGGAAAACCUGGCGCAGUUGGAGUAACGGGGGUGGGCACUGCUAAUGUUGGUUUGCAACAGAACCAACAAUUUCAACAGCAACAGGCUAUUAAUCAACAACGCAUGAGGCAACAGAUGCUUGCAAUGCAACAGCAACAACAGCAAGCACAACAACAAGUUCAGCAACAACAGCAACAAGGCAAUGCCGCUGGCCAACAGCCGACUCCUCAAUUAGUGACGCAUUUGCAACGACAUUUAAGCCAACCGCCGCAACAUUACCAACAUCAACCGCCGCCUUAUUAGUAAUUUAAUAUGUACAUAAAUUAAUUGAUAUGUUGUACAAGAACAGUUUACAUAAAGUGUGUACAUCUGGAU
Molecule: messenger RNA, 7017 nt
Organism: Dufourea novaeangliae
Lineage: Eukaryota; Metazoa; Arthropoda; Insecta; Hymenoptera; Halictidae
Gene: kto
Product: mediator of RNA polymerase II transcription subunit 12
Exons: 12
Coding region: 214-6945 (2243 amino acids)
Biological process (GO): regulation of transcription by RNA polymerase II
Cellular component (GO): mediator complex
Molecular function (GO): transcription coactivator activity
Source: RefSeq, a predicted model, not a curated record